CUUCUUGUUAAUGGAAUUUUGUGGAAUGGAAUAACUAACGUCGUCUACAUCGUCGUUGUCAUUCAAUGGCUUUUGACAACGGCUUAAAAACUCGAACCACAAUACACAUGUGCACGACGCGCCACGUACUCAAAUACAUAUACAUUCUACAGUUGUUGGAUGACCGAUACGCCGUACAAUAACAUACUUGUUGCGCCCGUUUGUAUAUCAAUGAUGAUGAAUUUACUGUUUCUCUGCAACAUCGUUCGGGUUUUAUUCAUGAAAUUGCGAGCACCAGCAGGACCACAAGGUGGAGCACCAUCACGGAAUAUAUUGCAAGCGUUUCGUGCAACGCUGUUGUUAGUGCCGCUAUUGGGUCUACAGUACGUAUUAACACCGUUUAAACCAGAAUCAGGCCAUUCAUAUGAGAUCGUAUAUGAAAUUGUAUCAGCAUUUACAACAUCAUUGCAGGUAUUUGCAUGAAAGAGACGUGAACGAGAGGUUUAAUUGAAAAUUGAAUUGAAACGUUCGAAGUGUAUUGAGAGGGAGAUAGAGAAUACGAUUCAUUUGCAAUUCAAACAAAAUUCCAAACUAAAUAUGAGCAC
This is a messenger RNA of Contarinia nasturtii (swede midge), 584 nucleotides long. RefSeq names its product calcitonin gene-related peptide type 1 receptor-like. Lineage: Eukaryota; Metazoa; Arthropoda; Insecta; Diptera; Cecidomyiidae. Gene Ontology annotation, cellular component: plasma membrane. Gene Ontology annotation, biological process: adenylate cyclase-modulating G protein-coupled receptor signaling pathway; cell surface receptor signaling pathway. The record is from RefSeq and is a predicted model, not a curated record. The transcript is spliced from 2 exons. Gene Ontology annotation, molecular function: G protein-coupled peptide receptor activity. The coding region runs from base 160 to 462 and encodes 100 amino acids.